UUUAAUUUAUUUAUUUUUAUUAUUUGACUCUUCAGAGAACUGAAGAAUAUGUCUGAGUCUUUGUUUAUGUUGUGUUCUGGUCGUGUCCCAGCGGAACCGGACCGGAGCGGCAGGAAUGCAGCGUUCGGUCCCGGGCAGCAGCAGACGUGACGUCGCUGGUUCCGAGCAGAAAAACCGAACUGGGUUAAAGUUUUCUGUGACGAAAGAGAGAGGGAGAGAAAAAAAAGGUCCUAAAAUAGUCUGAAGUCUGUCCGGGAGGCGGCCGUGUUCGGACGGUUCGGUUCUGAAAUGUUCCCUGAAGCUGUUGUUGUUUGUUUCAUCGCGUUUUUGACCCAAAGCUGCUUCUGUGAGGAGGAGAACCAUGAGGUUCUGGAGCAGACCCAGCUCGCAGACUUUUACAGAAACAGUUUCUUCAUCCUGGAGAGUCUGCCUCUGAAGCGCUGCGUCCUGGCGGACCGGUCCGGUCUGGUCCUGGAGGACUGCGAGCGCCCCACGCGCCGCAUGCUGUGGAAGUGGGUCUCCAGGCACCGCCUCUUUAACCUGGGCGCCGCCGCCUGCCUGGGCCUCAACGCGUCGGACCCGGCGCGGCCUCUGAGCAUGUUCGAGUGCGACGUGGUCUCGCCCAUGCUGUGGUGGCGUUGCCACGGAAACAUGAUGUACGGGGCGUCCGAGUGGAAGGUGACGGUGUCCGGCCGCUCGGUGGUGGCGAAGAAGAACAUUUACCACGAGUGGAAACGACACGACACGCCGAGAGAAGGUCCCUGUUCCCACCCGUACCAAGAAGUCCACACCUUACAGGGAAACGCACACGGCUAUCCGUGUGUUUUCCCCUUCAGCUACAACAACAGGUGGUUCUCUGAGUGCACCACCGAGGGCCGCGAAGACCACCUCCACUGGUGCUCCACCACCGACCGCUACGACCAGGCCGAGAGGUGGGGCUUCUGCCCCGUGGAAGCCUCAGGUUGUAAUCACUUCUGGGACUGGAACCAGGACCUGCCGGCGUGUUACCAGUUCAACCUGUACACCAUCCUCACCUGGACUCAGGCGCAGUCCACCUGCCGGGCUCAGGGCGGGAACCUGCUGAGCGUCACCAGCCUGGAGGAGCACAGGUACAUCAGAGACCGUCUGUCCAGUUCUGGAGCCAUGGUGUGGAUCGGACUGAACCACCUGAAGGACGGGCGGGGGUGGCAGUGGUCUGACUCGGCGCCGCUGGCCCUGGUGGAUUUCACCACAGCUCUAGCUUCCAGCCCGUUGGAGGACGACCUGCAGUGCGGCGUUUUCACCUCGGCGUCCGGCGGCCAGUGGCAGAGUCUGUCCUGUGAGGCCGCGCUGCCGUACAUCUGCAAGAAGACGCCCAACGUCAGCGCCGCCGCYGAGCCGUUCGAGAACUGGCAGUACGUCCGGACGGAGUGCGCCGCCGGUUGGUGGGCUCACAACGGGUUCUGUUACCGGGUUCUGCCAGAAGCCGAAGCAGGAAGCUGGGAGGACUCGUCCCGGGCCUGCGGCUCUCUGAGGGCGAACCUCAGCAGCCUCCACUUCCUGUCGGAGGUGGAGACGCUGCUCGGCCUUCUGGGAAACUAUUCCGGGUCGGGUACGGAGUUCUGGAUCGGUCUGCAGAAACCGGCGUCGUCUCCGGCUGUGGAGUGGUCCGACGGCUCGGCGGUAACCCUCACUCUGUGGCACCGGUACCAACCCGUUCACAACCUGUCAGACCCAACGCUCUGCACCAAACUGGACCCAACGACAGGAAACUGGAUUUUAGCCUCGUGUGACGAGAGACACCCGGCUGUGUGCAGGAGAGAGAGUCCCAGUCCGGUCCAGCAUCAGACCUGGGACGAAGGAUGUCCUGCGGGCUGGAAGCGACACGGUCACUCCUGCUACCUGGUGACGAGUCACGAGCAGAACUACGAGGACGCUCUGAUGGGAUUUUACUGCCGAGCUCCUCUUCUGACUGUGGAAAACAGGUUCGAGCAGGCCUUUGUGAACAGUUUGCUGAGUGCGAGCGGUGCCAACAGCAGCAUGUUUUACUGGAUCGGGCUCAGGGACCGGGGGAGGAAGGGGGAGUACAGCUGGCUUCCUCACAACAACUCCUCCCUGCCUCUGAUCUUCACAAACUGGAACAAACACCAGCCCGUCAGUACCGGGGGCUGUGUUGCCAUGUCGGGCGGACCUUCUUUGGGUCGGUGGGAGGUGAAGGACUGCAGGUCUCAUAAAGCCCUGUCGGUGUGUAAACAGAGCAUCAGCAGCUUCCACGACGCCGAGCUGCCGGAGCAUCACAUUGAUGCUUACGCCCCCUGUCCUCCAGGCUGGGAGUCACACUCUGGACUGCUGCAUUGCUUCAAGGUGUUCCACGAUGAGAAGGUCCUGAUGAAGCGCUCCUGGGUGGAAGCGGACUUCUUCUGCCAGGCCCUCGGGGCUCAGCUGGCCAGUUUCCAGCACUAUGAGGAGCAGGUCUUUGUCAAACACCUGCUGAGCACCAUGUUUGAAGGAACAGAGGGCCGUUGGUUCUGGGUAGGUUUGAACAAGAGAGACCCCGAGCACCUCGGGUCCUGGGAGUGGUCCGACGGUUCUCCGGUGGUGACGUCGUUCAUCGAGGAUAAAAACGAGGAGGACGACCGCCGGGACUGCGCCGUGUACGGAGACCUGACCAACGCUCUGACGCCGCGGCGCUGCGACACCAAGCACGAGUGGAUCUGCAAACUGUCCCGAGGUGACAAACUGGUGAAACCCUACUGGUACACGGAGCAGAGCGAGCCCUGGGUGUUUUACCGCGGAGCCGAGUAUCUGCUGGCCAAGCAGCCGUUCGACUGGCGCUCCGUGUCUCUGGGCUGUCAGAUGAUGGGAGCCCACCUGCUSUCCCUCCACUCCACCGAGGAGCUGCGCUUCAUCAGGGAGCGCCUACGACGGUUCUCUCUGGGYCCGACAGACUGGUGGAUCGGACUUUCCUUCAACCCAUCAGGAGAGGAGGUCAGGUGGAGCGAYAAAACAGCCGUGGAUUUUCUGAACUGGGCCGACGGAGGAGUUCAGAGGAAAGCGGGGAUGUGUGUUAGCAUGUCGUCUUCGACAGGGAAGUGGUCGACACAUAAAUGCAGUGAACUCCACGGAUACGUGUGUCGGAGGAACACGGUGUCGGUGUUGGAGACGCCGCGGGAGCCUCAUUACAUCGGAGGCUGUCCGGAGAARUGGCUCUACUUCGGACACAAGCCUACAUCACCAUGCUGCUCCAGGGCAGCUCGGUGGGGGUGUGGAUUGGUCUGCGAGACGAGGACACCAUGAAGUGGACCAAUGGCAAACCGGUCAGCUACACCAACUGGUCUCCAGUAGAACCAAAAAGCCACCUCACUCAGGACGAGUGGCUCACCGGAGCUACCGAUGAACCUCUCUGCACCGUUCUGUCCAACAACCACAACUUCCAUCUGACCGGGAAGUGGUACGACGAGAAGUGCAGCGAGAGCGGGUACGGCUUCGUCUGUCAGAAACCUCAAGACACAUCCAAACCCCCGACCCACUCCUACCAGCACCUUUUUCUUGGAAACAUCGAGUACAGGAGUCACAGCUACAAGGUUGUGUCCGGCAACAUGAGCUGGUACAACGCCAUGCACAUGUGCAAAGAGAAUGGGUCCAACCCGGUGAGCAUCACGGAUGCGUACCACCAGGCUUUCCUCACCGUCCUCGUCAACAGACUGGCGGUCCCGCUCUGGAUCGGACUGUUCAGUCAAGACAGYGGCAUCAACUAUCAGUGGUCCGACGGCAGCGACACGGUGUACACGCACUGGGACGCAGUGGACGACGACGACGACUUUGUGACGGGGGAGUGCGUCUACAUGGAUGUGAACGGAGGCUGGCGGCGAGCCGACUGCGAAACUCUGCUGCCCGGAGCUCUGUGUCACAAUCCCCCGCCAAGCAGCGAACCUUUCAUCCUGUCUGAGACAACUUGUCCGUCCACGUGGGUGAAAUUCGAACGGGGAUGUUACAACUUCGAAUCUGUGGAAGAAGAUCUAACCUUUGAGGAGUCGAGGCAGCACUGUAAACACAAAGUCAACACUUCGGAUGUUCUGACGAUCAAGAACGAGACGGAGAACCGUUUUGUUCUGGAGCAGCUGUGGUCGUUGGGCCUCCUUCACCACACCGUGUGGUUGGGGAUGAACUUCAAUGUGGACACCGACUCAAUGACCUGGGUAGACGGUUCCCCCGUGGGCUACAGCAACUGGGCCGGCAGAGGACCGGACACCAAGCGUCUGACUGCAGAUUCUUGUGUCAACAUCAGGAUGGUUGACGGUGCGUGGCACCUGUCAACGUGCACGGAGAGGCGGGGCUUUAUCUGCAAAACUGUCCCAGGUGUGACGGCUGAACUGGAAGUGGAACGUCUGAACGGUCUUCACCACAGUGUUGUUCCUGCAGCGGUGGCGGUUGCUGUAAUAAUCUUCGCUCUGCUGGCGGCGGUGUUCUGGUUCCUGUUCAGGAGGAGCCCGGCCCGUUUUCGGGGUCUCCCCACGCUGCCCGGCGCUUACUACAGACAAACGGACUCUCAGGCCACGGAGUCGGACGGAAACGUUCUGAUCACAGACCUGGAGACUCACUCAGGAGAAUAACAGCAGAGUUUUAGUCCAGGUCUGACUCUGAACGUGUCGGGUACGAACGCCUCGCCGCGCCUUGAAGCGGCGCCGGCGGAGGUGCUGACAUCAUCGCUGCGUACAGGAGAUGGUUUGUUUUUUAACUCCUGAUGAAGCAGGAAGUGGAAGGGUUUAAAUAAAAAUAUUGAAGAAGGGACUCUAAAAACAUUUACACUUAAAUUAAAAUCUCAAAACAUGAAGUUUGAACAAAGUUUAAAUGUUUAUUUUGAUGAAAAA
Messenger RNA from Austrofundulus limnaeus, 4850 nucleotides. RefSeq names its product phospholipase A2 receptor 1 (gene pla2r1). The record is from RefSeq and is a predicted model, not a curated record. NCBI's taxonomy places the organism in Eukaryota, Metazoa, Chordata, Actinopteri, Cyprinodontiformes, Rivulidae.